Spirodela intermedia is the source of this 1408-nucleotide messenger RNA. The record is from the annotation of a GenBank genome assembly. NCBI's taxonomy places the organism in Eukaryota, Viridiplantae, Streptophyta, Magnoliopsida, Alismatales, Araceae.
AUGACGUCGGCGCCGCCGCUGAUGAACUUGGAGACGCUGUGGACGACGACGUCGGCGCCCAUCCUCGCCGGGGAAAUGACCAUGGGGGAGAAGGUAUUGUCGACCACCACCAUCACCCCCUUCUCGUGCGCCACCGCGCACAGGCUCGGCACGUCCGCCACAGCCAGCGUCGGGUUCGCCACCGACUCCAGGUACAGAACCUUCGUCUCCCCCUCCCUGAUGGCCGCGGACACCGCCGCGAGAUCCCCGAUCUCGACGAAGGUGGUCUGGAUCCCGCACGCCCUAGACAGGAAGUGCGACAUUAGCGCGUAGGUGCCGCCGUAGAGCCGGCGGGAGGCCACGAUGUGCCCUCCGGUGCCGCAGACCUGCAGCAAAACGGAGGAGAUUGCGGACAUGCCGCUGGCGGUGCAGUACGCGGCCUCGGUGCCCUCCAGGGCCGCCAUCUGACGCCCGAGGUUGAGCACGGUGGGGUUGAAGUGCCGGCUGUAGAUGAAGAAAUCGCGAUCGGGCCCGAGCUCGCCGGAGAACAUACGCCGCAUCGUGUCCGGCUCCAUCACCGUGAACGUCGCCGACGCCUCGAUCGACAUGUUCACUCCGCCGUGUUCCCCGAACUCGUGCCUCGCGCUUGCCAGCGCCUGAACCGGAUCGCCGCUCCACCAAGCGGGGCCGCUGGGGCGCUUCUUCGCCACCACAAACUUCUCGCCUCCGUCGGCGCGAUCCUCCUCGCCAUCCCUUCCAGAGUGCCGCUUCCUGGGGCUCGUCAUCACCACGAUGGGCGACUGCUUCGACUCUGCCAUCUCUCCGCCCUGCUGUCGCAAGGAAGUCGAGAAUUCUUCUUCCCGAGCGAUGAUCCGGCGAACUCCGCGGCCCUCCGUACCCUCUACCUGGCCUCACGCAGGCCGUGCUAUAUAGGCGCUACCCCCGAUGCGGUGUCCCGCGUCUUAACCUGUCUCACCAUGCAAAUCAUCUCAGCCGUUGAUCUACAACUUCGGGAGGAACGGUAUAUCCCCCGUUUCCCGCUCCGAUCAAAACAAUCUACUCCAAUGAACCGGACCGCAUUUUCGGGAACCGAAGGCUUCCGCCGCCGCCGCCGCCACCACCACCACCGUCGCCGUCGUCGUCUCCUUUUUCAACUCUCCUUCUCACCACCCCUCCGCCGCCGACGGAGAUCACGACUCGAGGUGACGAGGCCUGGCAGGAUAUUUCAGCACAUGUGAGCAUUAUUUUACUCGAUUCCUCAAAGAUUCCGUCCGAUCUCUGCCCUGGGGAUCCCAUUCACGGCCGAUUGGAGAGUUCGGAGGAGAAGAUGCAGAUUUCAGGGGGGACUUGCCGUCUCUCCGUCAACGGCGGAGGCUGGAUCUUCUCCAUUCACUCCCGAAUUACUGACAUAAUCCUGUAUUUGAUAUAG